Molecule: messenger RNA, 2186 nt
Organism: Acanthaster planci (crown-of-thorns starfish)
Lineage: Eukaryota; Metazoa; Echinodermata; Asteroidea; Valvatida; Acanthasteridae
Gene: med10
Product: mediator complex subunit 10
Biological process (GO): regulation of transcription by RNA polymerase II
Cellular component (GO): mediator complex
Molecular function (GO): transcription coregulator activity
Source: RefSeq, a predicted model, not a curated record
AGAAACCUGGUGACUAUACCGUCAUGCCCGUCAUGGAUGUUUAUAGGCCUACAUCAUGAGAGAACAAGAUCUUGAGCUAUUUGGUUGGCAUAGUGGUUCUUUCUCUGCCUUCCAUCGGGUUUGAUUCAUGGCUCGGUCCAUUUUGGUCUCUUUUUGUUGUUUCAACACAGCCAUUCAACAUGUUUCAUGACUACAUAUACAUAAACCAAUUUACUGCCAACAUGCUGGUAUCGUUGAAUGGAUGAUAAGCACAGUCAACAUGAUCCAGAUCUUUGUUGGGGGGGCCAGACUGCAAUAAACAACGUGUAUCCCCAGAGCAUGAGCUAAAAGAAUGUUUAACAAAAGUGAACCGCAAUGUAAAUGUACAUACAUGUAAAUGUGCUUCUGGGGUCAAGUGUGAAAUACUGCUGUACAACUUAAGCACUCAACGAAGCAUGACUCAGUGCAAACACUGAACAGAUGUUUAUAACCAGCUUCAUCACUGGUGUCCAGAUGCCUGAUACCAAGUUCAAGAUGAAACAGCUAUUGCAAGUUUAUGAGUUACCACUGUCUGGUUCCCAGAUCAAAAAGAUCCCAAUUUGGUUUGUUGCAGGUAGUUGUUAAACAAAGGGAUAAAUUGGCGUGAUAAACAAAUUGAGACAACACAAUAGAGACCAGAAUUUCACAAACAGAUUGGAGAAUUGCACUUCAGUCAAAUUUUUAAACUAAUUGGCUACAGGUCAUCCGGUUCAACUGUUGCCCACCACAUCAGCUUUGUUGUGAAAAUACUUGGACACUGACGGUGGACAAUGGCUUCUGAGAAGUUUGAACCCUUGGUGGAAAGCCUGGAACGUUUUGUUGAGAACACUCGACAACUGGGAAUUAUUGUCAGUGACUUUCAACCUCAGGGACAGAUAACACUCAACCAAAAGCUACACACCCUGGUGACAGGUUUGUUGGAGAUGGAGAAAACCAAGACACAGGUUCAAGAUGUUCAAGUACCCUUGGAGGUCUUCGAUUACAUCGACCAGGGCCGCAAUCCCCAGCUGUAUACCAAGGACUGUAUGGAGAAAGCCGUCAUCAAGAAUGAACAAGUCAAGGGCAAGAUUGAGACAUUUUCAAAAUUCAAGAAGAACUUGAUCACAGAGCUGAACAAGAUGUUUCCUGAAGAGAUGGAGCAGUACAAGGUGCACCGAGGUGACACAUGAACACAGAGCAGCAGAGCACGAUGGAUGGAUUCUGUUGGCCUGGCCCAAGACCCAGCUAACAUCUGCAGCAAGCACCACGGAGGGAUCCAGCGGUUCACAUACACCCCGACUGCAGACUCUGUGACAACUUUACAAGUUGUCUUGUGUAUCAGGAUAACGCUUGCUUAUGAUUGGCCCUAUUUCACAAAGACUUGGCCCAACUGCCGAGUUCAAGGCAAAAACCUCUGGUGGGUCUGUUAUACAUGAUAAACAAAGAUCUAGAGAGUUUUUGGACUGAAACGUAUGCCCUUCCCUGCAGUCAACAGUAUUCAAGACUAUAGCUUGAAAGAGUGUACCAAGUUUGAAAAGUGAAACUGGAUUACAGUCAACUCUCGACGUCAAGAACGAUGCCUUUACAAGGUUGGACUUCACAAAUGCUGACCCUUGGUGAUCAUGUGUUCAAACUCUGUGCUGCAUUCAUACUGCAUCAUCAUAGUUCUCAUGAGAAGGCUGGGAUAAUGUUCUAAACGAAGUAACCAUACUGUGUGCCAGUUUGAUUUGGACUGGCAGUGCAGCUGCAGUUAUAUCUUAGUGUUAUUACAGUUGCUGUACCCUACAGUAACUAACCAAGUUUACACUAAUGUGUGGCCGUCAUCCACCAAACUGGCAUAUCUGAUGCUCGUUAGCAGUGCUGCAUGCACUCAUCCCAACCUUUUAAUCAGUUCUGUAGAGAAAACUAAUCUGAAUCUCCUUUGAAAUGCUAGGAAUGUCACAUAAUCAAAUGGGGGGGGGGAGGUUAUGGGUGGAAAAGAUGCUAACACUGGGAAUUUACGUAUAUGUUUCUGAGAUCGGGAGCCUUUACACAAAGUUGAAGUGGGGUGUUUUACAUUAAAAUUUGUCAAUUUUCUGGAAUAACCCUUUUGGCUAUCUCUUCCUCCUCUGAGAUUCAUGCUUGUGUGACACUAAAAGUCAAUGCAAGGAAUUCAAUAAAUGGAGCCCUGGACCAUGCCUUCUGAGCAA